Messenger RNA from Bactrocera neohumeralis, 10031 nucleotides. RefSeq lists its product as uncharacterized. The transcript is spliced from 6 exons. NCBI's taxonomy places the organism in Eukaryota, Metazoa, Arthropoda, Insecta, Diptera, Tephritidae. Bases 895 to 2415 code for a protein of 506 amino acids. The record is from RefSeq and is a predicted model, not a curated record.
AAUUCCGAAACAACGACAAUAGUUUGUUGCUUAAGUUUCGCCGUUUCGGUCGUGUCCUGGUUACUGAUUUUUGUAACCGCGGCGGCUGACAGAAAAAAUAUCGAACUAGAAGAAGCGGAUUAAUUAAUCUCAAAUACUUUGAAAAAGUAAUUUGGAGUAGUUAUACUCAAACGGACGCACAUACAUAUUUAUAAGUUUAAUCUAUGUGAGCUGUUGGGGCGUUAAGUAGACGCGCGUGUGUGUGCGUCAUUCUAUACGCUCAGAUGUGUUUUUAUCGAAGGUUGUCGCAGUUUUCAAAUUAUUGCUUUAGGCUGUGAAGAAUAGCUACAUAUAUACCAAAAGCAAGUGUUUCACUAAUUUAACAAAAACAAAAAAUAAUAAAACAAUAGCAAAGUUACGAGAAAGUAUCUUAGGACAUUUUCACAGUGAAAAAUAAAAUAAAAAUUGUGAAAGAAUGGUGAAUCUCAGUCAUCAUUUUACCGCGAAGCAAGUAGAUUAAAAGGAAAAAAUUAACAGCGCAAAACAAACAAAGUAAAUGUACUUAAAAAGACAAAUACAAAUAAAGCAUUUGCAGUAGCAUGGAUUAGCCUCAUCGAGGGUGUUUCAUAAGCAUGCAAGCAAUGGAAAUGAAUGCUUGAAGAUGUGCAAACAAACGGAUCAACCGCAGAGUGAGCAACAACAAACGCUGGCAGCAGAAAUUUAAACGGACUACAGCGGGGUGCGAAAAUCUCACGCGGAAAUAAAUGGCGUGCGCGCACAUAUUUGUCUAUGUAAAGAGUACAAGUACAAUGCUGAGAGAUUAGAUGUUCAUUGUGCAACUUUUUGACUGAUAUUCUUGCCACAACAAGAGACUGGGGAUGAAAAACCUAAAUAAAAAGGAUUUAAUAUCUAAAUAUGCAGAAACAAGAAAAGAGACGCGAACUGCGUCUGAAGAGAUUUUGGCGUUCACCAAAAACAACAUCAUCCGAAGAUUCAACCGGCUAUGAGAGCCCCACACGUACCAAGCCCGCAAGUGACACACAACGUUUCAACCAUUUGCACUACACGAGCUUAGCACAGAGUGCACCGCGAGGACCCGAAAAUGGCACGGCCUACAACAAGCCGACAUGUUCGCUGCCACUGCUGCAAGUGUGGCCCAGUCAGCCACAUUUACGACAGGAGGGCUUCGUGCAGUUGCGACGAAACAGCGGCCCUGAGGGCCAACGGGAUUCGCCACGUGGCGAGGCGGAUGGACAAUCCUUCAUCUUCCCUGUCAUUGCCGAGACAAGUACGAGUAGCAGUAGCGGCGCUGGCAGCAGCAGUACGACUGGCGAUAGUGCUGCUGCUAGCAGUUCGACCACCACUACCACCACCACCAGCGGCACCUCCGGCAUCAGCAACAACAAUCACAGCAAUAGCAAUAACUUAAAUAAUGGCAAUCAUUUAACGCUUAGCAACUCCUGCUUAGGCGAACGGCGUCGCAGCUCGCUUUACUGUGAUACUUUGCAUGCGGGCGACUCAGGCAUUGAUUCGGUGCAGGCGUCGCCUUCACCAAACGCACUGCCACCACCACCCGGUGCAUCACUACUCGGUGGUGGCCAGGGUAUGGGCAGCAACUCCUGCAAUGUCUCACCCGCUACAACGCCCACACAGGGUUCACCGAAUCUCUCGCUUGGUGGUGCACGCGCUAGCAUCAGUGUCGGCGCAGCAAAUUAUCGACGCAAAUCCAGUGCGCUACUACAUCCCGAUCAUGCUCGCUUGUUUGCGUUGCGCAUGAAGCAUGCUGCCGCCUUAGAACGCGCACAAACGUCACCGGAUCAAACAUCCAUCGAAGAUGCAACCGAAUUCCAUGAUAAUGGUUUGGCAACGAAUUUGCGCUUGUGCUCUGCGUCUUCGUCGACGACGUCGUCGCUGACUUCCGUCGCAGCGGUUAGCUUAGGCGGUGGCAUGGGAGUGAUCGGUGCAGCCGGCUCCUCCUCAUCCUCCGCUGCGGCUGUGGCAGCAUGUCUAGCUGCCGGCGCUGGUGCGGGUCCACAGCAGCGCGUCUCCGACCCAUGGCUGCAGCCGCAAUCGGAUCGAGAACGUGAUUCGCGCUACGAACGACGUCGUUCCUCAACGAUGACGGCACGUUACUCACUGUUCGAUGCAUUGGAUUUGGAAUAUGUGCUGUUGCGUGCUGCGGCACGCGGUUCGGUCGGCCCGUACUCACUAAGCGAAUCUAUACACAAACUGACAUUUACACAAUCGUUGGCGUUUCCGGCACUGGCACGCGGUCUCGCCACAAAGCGUCGGCGUUCGCAUACGCGUACCAGUUCGCGACCGCUAAACCCCAAUGAGUCGGGUCUUAAUACGUGUGCGAAAGUCGUUACCGCCGUCAUAUUGGUGGGUAUUUCGUUUAUGGUGUUUCUGAUUGUGUAUAAAUUUGUGCGGACGUGAGGUUUACUCCUGGCCCCGACAGAUUUUCCCGUUACAUAUCAGCAAGCGAACGUGAAUGCAAAUGUAUACACGUUCGCAACGGGAAAUGUUAGUGCCAGCAAAACACUGUCGGGGUUCAGGAGAGUAUUGGGUCUGAAAGAUCGAGAUUAAGUGCACAACUGUAACGGAGAGGCGAAAGUCGAGGGUACUAUUUUAUGCGUCUUAUACAAACAUGCAUACUUAUUAAUAAAAGUUGUGAUAAAAAGUAUGUAAUAAAGUCUAAAACCUGCACAAAAUGGCUGCAAUACUUUGUAAUGCUGGAAUCACGCCAUUUUGUGUAACAAAUGGAGCUGACUGUAAAAAGUGUUUCAAUUAAAAAAGUUUUGUAAUUCAAAAACUUACACAAAAUGCCUUUUUAAAAUAGUAUUUGCUACUUUUUAAUACUCAUACAUUUUCAAUACCUACUAUAUAUGCUUAUGUUUCUAUAUAUGCAUAAAAACUUAUGCAUUUGCCUAAAUAACUAUUUAAUAGUCAAAUUCUAUAUUAGAUUUCUUAAUUGCGCUGCUUAAUUAUAGUUCACAAAUAUUGAUUAUCUCUUUUUCUUUUCACAAGUUUUAGAUCAUGGGUUAUGUAUAGUCGAAAAUAAUUUUGAAUGCGUUCCAAUGGUGGAAUCAAACCUUUUAGCCAGUACGAAAUUAGUAAUACAAAGAAAAGUUAAGGAAGGUGCUGAAAAAUUAAUUAAAUAUUCUAAAAGAUAAGAUUAUGAUACCUGAAUGCGAACAAUUUCAGGGGUCUAGCACUAAAAUUCUUUCAGUUAUUUUUGAAGCAAGUAUCUGGCAAUUAAGUGUUCCUCAGGUUUAGUACGUAAUGUCUCUCGCAUGGACUCAAGAGCCAUAACCUUAAAAAACAAUUUUUACUUUUAACAAAAAAGGAUCUGCCAAAUGAGAAAAAUGAAAGGAUUACCCGUUUUAGUAUAUUCAUUAAAAUAUUACUGUAACGAAAAAUCCAUACCAUAUACAUAGGUAUUUCGUAAAACACUGAAAGCUUGUUUUUGUACCAGGUUGCUGAUCGCCAUAUUUCCCACAAAAAAUCUCUCUUGGUGGUGCCAGAAACUCAAAAAAAUGGAUCCAAAGAUGGAUCAAAGAUCGAGAAAGCUUCAUUUGCUUAUCACAAGAUUGUUGAGGCGGCAAUAACAUUUCCAAACAGUUUGAAGUUUCAACCGCUAUACAAUAAAAGCUGGACAGUGGAGAAGAAUGCGGCUCCAAUAUGGAUCCAGGCGCUAGGCAUCAAAGCAUAUGUCAGACAAAUAAGUACAGUGCAUACGCUGUCGGCACUAAGAGUUAUCAUUGCUUUCCCAACAAUAUCAAGUGAUGCAGCUGAAGUAAUAAUAAUAUGAUGCCCACUGACAUCCAGGGUGACGAAUGCGAGCGAGUAUACUCGAGUAUGCUGUGUAUAGGAUCGAAAAGCAGUGGCAAACCUCACUCAAAGGACGGUGGACCUACGAACUGAUACCGCACAUUCAUUCAUGGAUCGACAGAUGACAUGGCAUCGAGCACGACAUCACUCCGAAUUGUACGCCGUGUUCACAGUGCUCUGAGCAUGUAUUCUUUUAUUGCCCGCGCUUUUUAAGUACAAGAAAAAAACUUAAAACUACACUCGGUGUUAUUUUUGGUACGGAAAAGGACACUCAUGUGUCAGUCCACUGAGAACUGGAGAGCAGUCAGCGAAGCGGCACCCUCAAUCAUAACAAAACUGAGGCAUACAAAGCAGAGUAGGCGUCCGUCAGUCUGUGCCAUAGAGGAAAGGAUUAAAUGUCUUAUCACUCUCACAAAGUAAUACUUAAUCAGAGGGUUCUGUGGGAGAGUUUGGAGUUGAGAGUAGGUUAGAUUAGUGGAGAAGAACUUUUAGUUCUGGUAAUUCGAGGAACUGCCUACACUCUACUCUGGGUCAGAAAGAUCGCACAGCCAGAUAUGUAUUGCAUUUGACAAGAGGUGCAUAAAUCUACUGCAGCAACGCUGAGGACAACAAUAUACCAUACCGCUAUAAUUUUCUUUUAAUUUAUAUUUAAUUUAAUCUUAAUUUUUGUUAGCGAGUGCUUUCUCAUUUAAAUAUUAUUUGCUCUUUCCAACUAAUAUUUCAACUCUAAAAGUGCCUAUUUAUCCAACAAUCUUUACUCAAGCUUCGAAUUUAUUCAGAGGUAAUUAUAAAGAUACAAUACUUGUAUUUAUACCAUAAAUUUUCUACCAAACAAAAUUUAUAAAAUAAAUGGAUGAACUAAAUAAAUAUCAGUAGGGUGUGAGUUCUCAAGUAAAAAUUUUAAGAAUGAAAUUUCUAGACGAAUUCUCUGUAAUUAAUGAAAAGUUUUGAUAAAGCCAUAAUUUUUUAUAAAUCCGUAAUAACGUGGGAUUUACACCGAAUUAUAUGCUUUGUCGUAAUUAUACAUACCAUGUUCAAACUGGGUUGUUUGGAAAUUUUUUCUCAAUUAUUCCAUGACAAUUAAGAUAUUAACUUUCCCAUUUUUAUGGUCUUCAAUUAGUGUUAGACAAUUCUAUGGACUUAAAUUUGGAUGGAUUUUAAAUUUUAUCUCUGAAAACUAAGUAACAACUUUUUUUUGAAAUCUUUAUACAUAUAAUUAAAUUUUUUGCUCAUAUUUUUGUGGUAAUUCAUGGUCCAAUUAAAAACACUAUACCUGAAAUAAUUUACAUCUUUACAACUUUUUCUUCUUUUCUAAGAAUUUAUUGUUAACUAAACACUAAUUGGGUAAUUAGUUGAUUGCUUAGUGUAUGCUUAAUUGAGAACAAUUAUGAGAUAAAUUUUUGAAAUUAUCUUAAUUACCCAAUUAAGCUGCUUCUGGUUGGACAUGGUACUAGUUUUACCCACAAUUUUUCUUUCUAAAUAAUACAAUAGUUUCUUAAAUACUUAAGUCAAAAAAUGUUUUCAAUUCAAUUAAAUUUAUAGUUGAAGAAAAGGAAUUAUAGAAGAUGUAUAAUUAAAAGCCAAACCAAUAAAACUUUCUAAUGUGACCAUUAUAAUAAAUCAAUUAGUGAGCAGAAAAUGCUGAAAUCACUGUAAAACAACAAAAGCUGUGGAGAAGACAAGAAACUGUUUAAGUGAUGGGAGAUACGUAAAUAUAUAUUCAAGUAGUCAACUAGGAAUGUAUGUGGUUAAGUGCAGGGUCGUAUUUUAUAGUCCUUAACUAUCUGUGUGCGAAAAGUUGCUAAUUGUCAAUCAAAUAAUAUGAUGAUAAAAUUCAUAAUUCAAUUAGAUAGUUCUAAAAACGCUGGCUGAAAUUCUAAAGUAUUCUUCUAAAUAAAUGCCUUUACUUGAUCACAAAACAGAAGCAAAAACAAAAACACAUUUCGGCUUUGCUACCAACACAAACCUACAUACUAAAAACUGAACUACACAAAUUUAUAGCCACAAUUAAAACAUUUAAUUAAGUAAAAUAGAGACCAUGCAAUUUUAUUAUGAGAAAUUAUAUGUAUGUAUAUAUUGUGGAUUUUGUUGCAUCGAAAAAUAUAUUUAUAACAUGCUGCUAAUUCCAAAAAAUUUUAGGGAUAUACUGCGUACAGCGUAGCGAACAAAUAUCAUUCUAAUUUGAAUCUCGUUCUAAUUUUAAUUUUAAUUUAAUAUUCCUUCUUAAAUUACGAGAAUUACAGUUACCUUUUACGGCUUUUGUUAGUAGUCAAAUAUCUUCAGCAGUAAUGCGUCGAAUGUCAUCGGCAAAGGUGUCAAUCCUACAAAAAUACGUCCAGCGGUAUUAAAUUGUAUGACCUUGGAGGUCACCACAGACUCAUGAGGCAAGAUAAUGAGUAAAACUCCUUCAAUCAGUUGACUGUUUCGGAUGGAUGUAUGACAUUUAAGGCCAAAGAUCGUCCACAUCAACAAUUUUCCAAUUCAAGUAGUUCAAUUUCAAGUACGAAAGAGUCACUAAUCAUGGCUCUUUAGUGUUCCACAUUAGCUUUAUCAUAUUUGAUGGCUUAAUUUUUGAAGAAAUAUGGAUCUAUGAUUUCCUCUACCCAUAAAGUACGCCAUGUGGCACUCCUAUAUCAACGAUUUUGUUUAUCAAUGUUCAUUAAAAUUUUUCUGUCAAAAACGGGAUUUGUCGCCAUCUCGUUUUGAACCCAUUCAGCGAACGUUCUGAUUUAUUUCUGACUCUAAAUAAAUAGGUAUUUCUUCUUAAAAUCAACCAUAAUUGUCUCUAAGUGCACAGGAUAGUGUAAAUUAGAUUUUUAAUUUUCCAAUAUUAAUAAAUAAAAUGGUUAAGUAACAUCAAUAAAUUAAGCAAGACAAUCAAUAUCCUCCUGAUACCAGAUGACGUCUUGAUAAAGUUUUGAACCACCUACCGAGUCGAUGAAGGUGUAAUUUGUUUCCCUAAUAUAAUAUUGAAGCUUAAUUUCUAAGUAUUUAAUUGUCUCUACGCACUAAUAGUCGGCGUAUCGAUAGUACUUAAGUCCGCAGAACAUGCAAAUAUACUAUGAGCAAAAAAUAGUAAGACUGUUCACAAUUUUAAAAUUCUUAAUUUAUUCUCCAAAAGUCUUCAAUUGACGCAAAACGGUUUCACCGAAGCGGUCGUUUGAGUUUGCUGAAUAGCCGAAAGCCACACGCAGCUAAAUCAGGUUAUAACGUUGGUUGCGGCGCGAUAUUGGUAGAAAAAUUGGCGAAAAACAAACGAAGAAUCAAUGCAGGCUGCGACUGUGCAAAAACCAAGAGAUUUCGGUCCAUAUCCGGCCUCUUUUUUAUGAAAAGCGUGGCACAAACGACGCAUAACACCCUGUAGUAGUAUUCCUUAUUGGCCGGUCGGAAGAAUUCGGUGUGUACAACACUUCGAUAAUCGAUUGAUUUUUGGCCUGCGCUAACGUGGUGUUUUCGACUUCGGAAUACAUUGUUGCACAGAUGUUAUGAACGUUUCGGGUAUGAGAAAUUUGAUUCCGCACACAAAAUUUAAUGGAACUUCUUCAUUGAAUAAUUUCACUCAUGGUAAAAAUACAUAGAUGAAUGCACUUUAUGUACUUCAGGAAAAUUUUGUUUUGAUGUUACAUUUGGCACAUAUGUUACCGAUAAUCAUACCAACCUAGAAAAUAAAUAUUUCAACGAAUGGGGUUUCGCGCGAAAUUUAAUUUAAAAUGUCUUACUGUUUUUUGCUCACAGUGAUAUUUGAAUCGUAUUGUGCGGUAGAAAAUGUCGAUGUUUCUCAAUAGUAGGGGAGCCCAAGAGGGGAUUUUUGCAGUUACUUAAGCGUGUCAGAAAACUUUAUGGGGAGAAACAUUGGACUUUUGUAUGUACCCCUACCACAUAAAUUAAAUACAUGAAGACGAGUGUAUAUUUCAAUAUUCUGACAGUUUGAGGGUGACUUAGAGAAAUAGCAGGGUGACAAAUUUGUAAAAAAAAACGUCACCUUGAAAUACUCAAGCGCGAUAGAUUUUUUUUUCAUUUUAAAGAUAAUUCUGUCAGAAUCACGAAAAUCAUAUAAUCUGACAGUUUCCGUGGGGCGAUGCAGGUAAAAUCGUCGAAAAAGGUCAAGUGUACUGAUCACCAUAGCGUGGUUGUUGUUAGUAGUCGCUUGACAAUUUUGUUUGUUUCUCACUCUCUCGUACAAAGUAACUGAUACGUCUCAACCCUUCUCAUUAAAUGUGCGUAACUACGAUGCUUGUAACUUACCACCCUGCCGAUCAGAGCUACAACAACAUAUACUGCGAACGAAAUAUAUUGCGUGUUUGUGGAGAAACGCUCACAAUCGUAUUCUUACGGAGUUGUCGCCUACAGAUUACGGAUGGAAAAACGUGGAUGGAAAGUUGGAGCCGACUUGGUGUGUUGGAAACCAACUUCCUGAAGCGUACGAGGACAUCGUCAUAACACCUAAAAUUUUAGGAGAUACUUCUGAUGCUGGUAAAUCUUUUUUUGAAGACUAUACUGUCAUAAAAGAAGUAAAAAAUUGUGAAGUUUCAAUUUUUUUUUAGUUACAGAAAUACAAAAUGGCGAGAAAGUUCAAAAAGUGGAAUCAACUUCGACCAUGACUCGAAUGACGAAAAUUGACAUGUUUUUUUUUAAUUUUAUUUUUUUCUAUUUUCAUAAUAAUAAAUUAUUAAAUUUUCUAUACAUAUACAUAUGUAUAUGUAUCCACUGUUUUCAUUACAUUCUGUAACAAAAACAAGAACCAAACAGAAUUCUUCCACUUUUAAAUCGUCAGAUUAACGAUAUGCCUCUAUAUAAUUGUCAGAUUAUCUUUUGGGAAGACUCUGACAUCAAGUUCAUCCCCCUGCAUAAAAAUCUGACGCGCUCGAGUAUCUCAAGGUCACCUUUUUUUUUGCAAGUUUUAAAAUCAAUAAAUGAAUUUUGGCCACGUCGAAAUUGUCAGAAAUUUAAAUGGCACACUUUUUAGAGGUUCAUUAACAUUCGCUUUGAAAAUCUGACACGCUCGAAUAACUUUUUUUUUAACCUCUCAUUACGGCCCUCAACCUUGAAUUGAUUGUCAGAUUAAUAUAUAUCGACUAUCAGAAAUACAAUGCACGUAUAUACCAUAAAUGACUGACGCGCUUGAGUAUUUUUAUGUGACUGUUUUUUUUACAUUUUUGAAAAUAAUUACCAGCUCUUCUCCCCACUAAAAUGGAAAACUUCACCUAGACUUUCUUUUUUUUUACGUUAUCUUGACAAUCUAGUAAGUCUUCAUGACGCUCCAGUAACUGCAAAUUUAGCACUCCAGGCUCCCCUACUACAAGUUAUAGGACGCAAUAGGCAAUUUUCAUUUUAUAUUUUAUUGAAAUUAAUUAACCUGAUUUAUAGAGCGGAUUUCUCUCCAGAAAGUUAAAGUAGUAUGACCGAUGCAUUUUCUAUAUAUGUAUUCUAAUCCUUCAUAUAUUAAGGUAACUUUUAUCAGAAUAAAAAAUUACGCAAUUUAAGAUGUCUUCAUUCAAGUUGCAACUAGCAUAUCGGAAUAACAGCUUCUUUUGAACAUUGUUCGCUUCAACUUUAGAAAAAGUUGUGUUACGUUAUUUAUAAUAUUCAAAUUAGGAAGGUAUAUGUAUGCUAACCUGAAAACUAGAUUUUAAUUAAACAUGUGCUGUUAAGUAAAAUAAGAUUAAUAAGAAAUCAUGAAAAUACAAAAAUGAAAUACAAAAUUAUAGUUGUAAUUUUCAAACUAGCUAACUUAACCGUAACUUAAGUACAUAUGGAAUUAGCUACAAGAUUAAAUAUAAUGAAAAUAACUUAUAUAGGAUUUAAGUACAUAAGUAAUGAUUACAAUCAACAUUUAAUACUAUUAACAAAUGACGGAAAAAUAUAUACUUAAUAAAAUAAACUAAUAAAUAUCAUAUUUACAUAAAAGGUACAUAUAUAGAUAUAAUAUACAAGUAUUAAAAUAAAUUAAAAAAGUAGAAUUUUUUGCAUACAGACCAAGCCAGAAAGAUUACACUCAUCUCUCGUUCAGAAAACAUUAGUCUUUACACAAUUUCCUUAAACGACCCUUGAUCUUAGUAUAAUGUGUAUUUAUUUUCAUAAAAUUGUAUAAGUUACCCAAGUCAACAUAAAAUAUCUUAAUAUUUAUCCCAAAAACAUGAAAUAUGCAAGACAAGACCCAACAAAAAUAAUAAAGAAAUAAACACUUGAUAUGAAAAUUUAAACCAAAAUAAGUUUUUUAA